Dermacentor albipictus is the source of this 1783-nucleotide messenger RNA. Lineage: Eukaryota; Metazoa; Arthropoda; Arachnida; Ixodida; Ixodidae. The record is from RefSeq and is a predicted model, not a curated record.
UCACUGUCACCCAGACAUCCGGACUUCAUACCGACGCUGUUCGUGUAUACAGACCAGUUCAGAAAGAAGGACGCGGUCGACCGCCAUGUUCGUACCGCGGCGCGUUCCAAGAGGAAAACAGGCGCUCCACCAACAGCAGGUAUCACCGGUUCUGGGCAUACUGGCCAUUUUCUGGCAUUUUUGUAGGUGUACAUAUACUUUAUGUGGGUAAAACACGUAUGCAAACUGACAUUCUGUUGGCCUCCCCAUUACCUGUGUAUGUACGCCAAGCACUAUGGCACACUAUAAAGGAAUAUAUGCAGUGGUGAAACGUGAUAUUUGCCCUAAGAACUACACUUCAUGCCCUAUCCGAGUCAUGCGUUUUUGUGUGUACUCAUACUAUUUUAUUACUCACUUUACGUCACAGGUACAGAGGUUUCAGGUCAAGGAGGAACUUGUAAAGGUCACAGUGAUGGGGAACCAGACACGUCCUGUGUUCAGGGUGCAGACUCUUCAUUCGACGAGGAAGCAGCAGCUGAUGCACUCUUGCUGCUUGCAACAUCCCCAAUGCUCACUGAGCCACAGGAGGUCCUAGAGCCAACGCCCUUAAGCAGAGAGGAGAACACUGACCACCUAUUAACUGAAAAUGUGGCAUUACAACGGAAAGUCAGGGACCUAGAACUGCAAUGCAGAAAGCUAAAACGCUGCACGUUUUCUGUGGAUACUAUUCACAAAUCGUCUUUUAAGUUUUAUACAGGACUGCAAAGUAAGGAACAGUUUGAAGCACUCUUUAAGCACAUUGAAAAAAAUGCAGAACGCAUGGUUUAUUGGGAUGGAGGAAAAACACAAGCAAAGGAAAGACAGCUCUCCAAGCGCGAAGAACUUUUCAUGGUGCUGUAUAGGCUCAGGACUGGUGUUUGUGCCAAGGAAGUGGCUCGAAUCUUUGGAAUUUCUCAGUCAUGCCUUAGUCGCAUCUUUUCUACAUGGGUAAUUUUUCUUGAUAAAGAGCUCUCAGCAUUGACAAGGUUUCCCACAUUAGCAGAGAUCAAAAGGCACAUGCCAAUGGCAUUCAGUGACUUCUCAAACACUAGAGUCAUCCUUGAUUGCACAGAGGUGAGAAUCCAAAGACCUUCAAAACUACAGGCACAGAGGCAUACUUUCUCCUCGUACAAGCAUUAUAACACGUUCAAAGCACUUGUUGGGGUAACACCAGAUGGCUACGUUUCAUUUGUGCCAGAUUUGUGGGGUGGGCAUGUUAGUGAUAGCGAAGUUGUCGAAAAAUCGGGCCUACUGGGUUUAUUAGAUGCGGGGGACGGUGUGAUGGUCGACAAAGGCUUUAGGUUGGAGGGCGUUUUUCCACCAUCUAUUCAAAUCCACAUGCCACCAUUUAAAAUGGGGAACCAAUUGUCAGCUAGUGACGUGAUUGCCACCCGAAAAAUAGCUGGCGCUAGGAUCCAUGUUGAGCGAGUCAUAAGACGUAUCAAAGAAUUUCAUUUUUUAGACAAACCACUGCCAAUCAACAUGCUCGACAUUAUUGACAGCAUUUUUAGGACUUGCGCCUUUUUGUGCAAUUUUCUAGAGCCAAUCAUUUCAAUCAAUAAUGAGAACAAGUAGCCAGCUCGCACAUCUCUACUUCAAAUGAGCCUCCUUUACCAUGCUUAUGACCAGAAGAGACCAGACUGUGUAACAACAGUGUACUCUCAUACUAUAUCACGUGUACUUACGACGACGCUGUCUACUGUGCUACCUUCUGAGGAAAUUUGUAUUUUCCAUCUCUGAAUAAAUGAUACUGCUUUUUCAGUUA